Molecule: messenger RNA, 2271 nt
Organism: Tachyglossus aculeatus (Australian echidna)
Lineage: Eukaryota; Metazoa; Chordata; Mammalia; Monotremata; Tachyglossidae
Product: major histocompatibility complex class I-related gene protein-like
Exons: 10
Coding region: 330-1397 (355 amino acids)
Biological process (GO): immune response
Cellular component (GO): external side of plasma membrane
Source: RefSeq, a predicted model, not a curated record
UCAGUUUCACUUCCCCUGUGGCCGAUGUCAGGGCCGGGAGUGGGAGUCUGGGACCUGAGUGGGCAAGCCAAACGUGGGGAUGGGGAGGAGUCAGGCUCUGUGCACUGGAAUGCUGUCUGCUGGGCUGAGGAAGCAGGUGUCUGUCUCUGUGUGAUCGCUAUCUCAUGUGAACGAACCUCGCCGGGCCGUUCAGAGGCACAACGACCCCCAUUGGCCUGACGCCCAGGCAUCUGGUUUUGUGGGGGGAGCAUCCAGACACUGGAAUACGGGACCUUGGACUGUGGUUGUAUUGAGGAGCCAGAUCUCAGACUUGGCUCUGGCAGGUUGGGAUGGAGUCGCAGAGGUUGGGGGCAGCCUUGGCCCUGUUCUUGCUCAUCGUGGGCACAGUCAUUCAGCCGCAAGCUCUGGCAGGGCUUCACAAGUGGGAAGCCUGCUUCACGGCGGUGGGGGGCGAGGGCAUCCCCUUUGGUCUGUCAAUGGUCGUGCUGGUGGACGGGCAGCAGGUUGCAUCCUACAACAACAGAGUGCAGGAGGUGGUUGUCCGCCUCAGCUGGUUGUACCAGGCUGUGGAAAGGAAGCUGAUCCAGGAGAAGACGGAGGAGCUGAGAAGUUACGAGAAGGAUUUCCACUGGGGAGUGGAGAACUGGAUGCGCUUCCAAAACCGCAGUGGGGGAACCCACACACUGCAGCUUAUCCUGGGCUGUGAGCUGGACAGAGACAUCCAGGUCGGCAGCGUCUUCCGGUUUGCCUACGACGGAGAAGACUUCUACUGGCUGGAUGAGCAGCGUGGGGCCUGGAUGACUUCUGGACCGGCUGCAGAUCGCUUCCUGCCCUUCUGGGAAGGCAGCCCUUUCUGGUCCGAGGUUGUACGUCGUUACACGAAAGAGGAGUGUGCCUCCAUCCUGAAGAGCACCCUGCACUACUGGCACCUCCUGGAGAGCACACCUCCAGAGGUGACCGUGACCCGCCGUGAUGCCCCAGACGGCAGUCUGACCCUCUCCUGCCUGGCCACCGGAUUCUAUCCCAGCUCCAUUCUGCUGCGCUGGGUGAAGGAUGGGGAGGAGGGGCUGUGGGGGGAGGAGAGCUCCAGUGGGACCCUCCCCAACGCUGACGACACCUUCUACCUCCGCCAGACCCUGGAGUUGCGGGCAGGGGCUGGGAACUCCAGCUAUGCCUGCCUGGUGGAGCACAGCACCCUGGAGGUGCCCAUUGCCUACCCGGCCCCACAGAAACCCACGUGGAGGAUGCCCUGGAGUCUGGCAUUGGGUGUGGUGGCUGCUGUCAUGCUGGCUCUGAGCCCGGCCGUGGGCUUCAUCCUAUGGCGGAAGAAGGAAACAGAUCCCGGAAGACUGGGACACUGCUGUUCCGGAGGAGAUGGUGGGCCUGGAUCUCGCUGAAGAGCAUCGUCUGGAGGAGACUGGUCCCUGAGCCUCCCUCCCAGUGUACUCUGCAGCCAAAAUCGUUCAGAGGCCCCUGCAGGGCAGCCAGAAAAGGUAGAAAAAGUCUUGAGAAACGGUUGCCAUGUUAUCUUGUUUCCAAAUGGAACCCUUAAAGAAGUGAGUUCUGAUGGAAAGACCAUUACCAUCACGUUCUUCAACGGUGACGUGAAACAGAUCCUGCCGGACCAGAGGGUGGUUUAUUACUAUGCCGUGGCCCAGAUGAGUCACACUACUUAUCCAGAGGGACUGGAGGUCUUGCAUUUCUCAAAUGGACAAAUAGGUGAAAAUUGAAAAAAAAACCUCUAUCCACCCUAAUCACUUCACAGAUUUAACUUUUUUCACACAAAAAAAAUAUUCUCUCAAAGAGAAAAACAUUACCCUGAUGGAAGAAAAGAAAUUGCUUUUCCUGAUCAGACCAUUAAAAAUUUAUUUGUGGAUGGAUGAGAAGAAAGCAUUUUUCCAGAUGGUUCUAUUGUUCGAGUUCAAAGAGAUGGCAAUAAAAUCACUGAAUUUAAUAAUGGCCAAACAGAACUCCACACGAACAAGUUCAAGAGGCGUGAAUAUCCAGAUGGUACUGUCAAGACUGUGUAUUCUAACGGUCACCAAGAAACCAAAUGUGUUUCUGGGAGUGUGAGAAUUAAGGACAAGGAUGGAAACGUACUCAUGGAUACCAAGUUGUAGUUUGGAUCACGAAGCUACUCGGAUCAUGAAGCGGUGCUGAAUUUCCCUUUUUAAAUAACCUUCCCGUCUCUCUUGAGAACAGAAAAACUGUUUCUCUAAGCUACUUAGUAUGUGGCUCUUACUGUUGAAUAUUAUGUAAAUACAGCAGAUG